GUGAUUUCAGAGGAACCUCGGAGAAGCAGCAGCCCAUAAUUCAUUUAGAACAAAUACAAUGCGUAAUGUGCCGCCUCCUUGAGCGCGCAUUGUCCUCUGUGAGAGGUUGAAAUGGGGCAGGGUAAAAAAGACCCAGCAGGCUGUGCACUUAAAACACCCGAGGAGACUAUAAAAGUGGUUUCAUGCCCGCUGCAGUAAAGGCUCGGCUCGAUAUGCGCACAGACAGACGGAGGUAGGCAGAGCAAAUAGAGAAAGGAAGACAACACACACUUAACAACACACACCCACCCACACACACACAUAGUAUUCAAGGUUUAUUUUCAAAUGUCGGCUCUCUGUAGGUAGAGACAAAUGAGAAGCGGGAGUUUAUGGGGCGGCAUUUUUCUUUAGUUCACUUAGGAUUUUAAGACAGGCUAUUUUACAAAUAAACGAGUGUAAGACAUCGUUUUUGUAGUCUACAGAAGUCCAUGUUUGCUACUUUAGUGAAUAGGAUGCGUGUCUUCUCCAGCCGACCCGGUGCUGUUUGACACCCCCCUCACUACCCGGUCUGCUUUCUAACCGGGGGAAGUUGGGCUCAUUUAAAACUUUUCUGGCCGUUCUUUUGAUGCCACGGAAAUGGGACCGCGCCAACGGGAGAGCGUGUCCGCGCUUUGCAGAGAAAGUUUGCUUUGGACUGUGCUGAUACUCUGGCUGACCACGUUUGUUGACGGGACCUGGAAGACGGGACUUUACAAAACCUACUCAGCCGGGACGCAGCUGACAGCAGCCUCUCACACUUCAGUCUAUCAGAAAAGGAACUGGUGUCCUCAUACGGUCACUAAGACAGUGACUUGCCAGGUGCAGAAUGGGACAGUCCUCCAGCGGGUCUACCAGACAUGCCGCUGGCCGCAGGGAUGUACAGGGGGCAGCUACAGGACCGUGGUCAGACCUUCCUAUAAAGUGGUGUACCGCACUGUGACCUCUCUGGAGUGGAAAUGCUGUCCAGGAUUCAGCGGUGCUGCCUGUGAAGAAGAAGCAGGGAACCAGCUUGUAACUCAAGAGGCAGUAAGAAAACCAUCCACGCUACGCCGCCCGCCUGCACGCACAGGAGAGCCAAUCUCUAAUUGUCUCAACUGCAGUCGAAUCACAGCUUUGAAUGACAGGCUGAGCUCCCUGGAGGCGAAGGUCCAAUUACUCACUGCCCCGGCCUCCGUAUCACAUCGCCACCUUCAGGGUAGAGGAGGAACUGCACCAGAGGCCUCAUUACUGAUGGGGGCUGUGCCCGCUCAGGGAGCCCCUGGUGAGCAGGGACCUGCAGGUCCUCAGGGUGAAAAGGGGAGAGAUGGGCUUCCUGGCAGGGAUGGGAAGCCAGGGUCUCGAGGGCUGCCAGGUCCCAGUGGGCCUAGGGGGGAUGCUGGGACAAGGGGCCCAUCUGGAACCCCUGGAUCAAAGGGAUCCUCAGGACCUGCAGGUCCCCGUGGUCCACCAGGACUCCCAGGAGAGAGGGGUCUACCAGGCCCGCCUGGCCCUCCAGGGCCUCCAGCGCCGGCCAGUGCCCACAUCCCAGAACCAGACCACACCAGGAAAGUAGCUCAUUUUGUUUCAACUCCAGAUCGUGGAAAAGACCUCUUCUUCACCAACACUUUCCAACACUCACGAGGGUUGCCUGUUCCAGGACCUCAGGGUCCCCCUGGGCCUCUCGGUCCCCCAGGUCCCAAAGGCCCAGUAGGACCUCCUGGUCCGUCAGGACAGAACGGGAAACCUGGAGCCCCUGGAACGCAGGGCCCUGUGGGGCCAAAGGGAGAACGUGGGGAGAGAGGUCCUUUAGGUUACCCAGGAGAGAGGGGCUUCAGAGGCGAGCCGGGAACACCGGGUCCCAAGGGAGAGCCCGGAGAGAAGGGCUUGCCGGACAUUAGCUUGCAGCUGUUCCACGACUUGCAGGCAGACCUUGAGCUUCUGGCUCGCAGGGUGACGCUGCUGGAGGCUAUCAUCUGGCCAGAGCCUGAUCUAGGGUCUGGGGAUGGACCGUUUGGCACAGCCUCCCCUAGUUUCUACAGAGAUAAGCGAGCAGGUGCGCUUCCAUAUCGACUUGCUUCUCCUCUGUCCUCCGACACCAAGGUUCGAGGGAAGUAGCCUCCCCUCCCCACUGCUCACCCUGAGGAUCACAGGCUGGGUUGACUCCCCCUCCUAUAGGUCUCAUCGGCCCUCAACAGAUUUAGACCUUAUCUGAUACCCUCUCUGGGCUUUACCGUCAGAUUUAGGAUGGGGUGCUCCUCAGGGAACUCCACUGAUACUCCACAAUGCCCUCCUCCAUCAGGAACCUGAGAACUAGUUUGACCCCCACCCAUCUCCAUAACCAAACACUUAUCUUUACAUAAUACACCCAGCAGCUCCUUCUGUGUCUCAUUUCUUUGGCUACAGAACUAAAGCCUCAGAAUAAAGAUGUUCAUGUUUGAAAAAAGGAAAAUCUGAAUCUUCUGUGGUGCUCCUCGAGCUACAAACAGUUCUGGACAAUAAGGGUAAUUUAGAGUAAUCAGUUAUAGGAGGAAUCAGAUGUGAGGAAACAGACUGGAUUUGAGUUUGUAUUGCUUUCACAAUGUAACUGCAAUCUGAAGAGAUUCCACUAUUUAAGUAUAUUGCGCAUGUACAGUUUACAGGACACAAGUACACAAUCAAACCUCUUCUAGUAUUCAUUUUGUUAUACUUCUAUCAUAUUGUUAAACUCAAUGUUAUGUAGUGCACUAAAAAGAUGAAUUCAUCUCCACUCUGAUAUGUGUUGCUAACAGUGAUUUGUAGUUUUCUGCUGUGUGUUUUUCCCCAUUAAAGUACUGAUAAAGUGAUUUAAUAUACAAUAGUAUUUUAAUUUGUUUUGCAUUUAAUUUGUGCAAAAAAAAAAGCACAAACAUUUGCCUUUGGGUUUGGUUGCAUAUCAAUAGAAUCGGUCAUAGGUUAUACAAAACAUAUGAAAUAAAUACAAAACAAAACAUACUGAAAUGAAAACAACUGCAAACGCUGUUCAUUUCAAGAUCUUUAAAACACACACACACACACACACAGGAAAUAGCAAAACUGUUAAUGGAACUUGAACAUAUUUUUACCACUGUUGGUAAACUUAGACUGUUUAAACUGUCAUGAUGAAAAGACUUGAUAAUUGUUUUUUCAUCUUAUAUCAAACUUAUUGUGAAACUAUUUAAAAUGAUCAAUUGUAGUUUAUUUUGUAUGCUGUUGUGUAACCAUUUCAUAUUUCAAACCUUUUUUUCUUGCAAAUGUGUUAUUGUGUUAAGAUAAUCCUGUCUAGAUGAUUGUUGUAAUAAAAUGAUGUUCAUUGUCUUUUUUAACA
Messenger RNA from Siniperca chuatsi (mandarin fish), 3319 nucleotides. RefSeq names its product EMI domain containing 1 (gene emid1). Gene Ontology annotation, molecular function: protein binding. The transcript is spliced from 16 exons. The record is from RefSeq and is a predicted model, not a curated record. Lineage: Eukaryota; Metazoa; Chordata; Actinopteri; Centrarchiformes; Sinipercidae. The coding region runs from base 616 to 2112 and encodes 498 amino acids.